This is a messenger RNA of Lynx canadensis (Canada lynx), 813 nucleotides long. RefSeq names its product CFAP97 domain containing 2 (gene CFAP97D2). The coding region runs from base 58 to 291 and encodes 77 amino acids. The transcript is spliced from 4 exons. NCBI's taxonomy places the organism in Eukaryota, Metazoa, Chordata, Mammalia, Carnivora, Felidae. The record is from RefSeq and is a predicted model, not a curated record.
UCAGCAGCCUGCACCAAGGCCGCCAGUGGAAGGGAGCAGUGGGUUUUGCUGUUUGAGAUGCAGGGACAGCGCACCUGGGAGAAAGCCUACCAGCAUCACCGGAGAAAGGUCCAGGAUGCCCAGCCCCUCGUGGACACUCGCGCCCCACUGAGCCUCAGCCACCUCCACCUGAAACUCAAGAAGCUGAAGCUCGAGGAGGAACAUCUCGCGGUCAUCGACAGGGAUAACCGCUUGCUGCUGGAGAGGGUGUCCUGCAUCAUGAGGACCAGGGGACAGAUGCACAUGAACUGAAACUGGGAUUUAGCAAGGCCACAUCCAAGCCCAAGCCCCAACAGCGAAGGAGGAGGGGAAGACUCAAAACGCAAAGUGGGAAAAGAAGGCAAAUCUGAGCGGUGUGGUGAGAGAAACUGCGAGGCAGCCACGGGCUCCCUGAAGCCACAACAGUGCUGGUCCUCGGGGCGCCGGCUCGGGAGGUCGGCCAGGCCCUCCUCACCGAUAUCACAUGGAGGACAGCUGCACGUGUGCAUAAGACAGCACUCCAGAACUGUGUGUGUUUACACAGUGUGCCUGACAGGCUGAUGCAACAGAACUAUUCUUUGUGCUUCCGGGCUGAUAACUAGAAACCAGUUAUGCAGAGAAGUAAUACUGGGAGCUAAAGGGCUUUGAAUUAGGUUUUUUCUCUGGCCUCUAACACUUACUCUGUCACCAUAUUUGUGCCGUUGUGUAUUUGUUUAUAAUUCUCAAGUGGAUUGUGUAAUUCACCUUAAAAACCUGUGAUUGUUACUUUAACAAAUAUCUAAAUAAAUCAGUUUA